AUGGCUUCCCAAGCUCCUCCACCUGUGCCUGUCAAGAGACUCGAGCAGAUCGCAACAGAUGCUUGCAACAGCGCCCUAUCCGGUUCCGAGCACUAUGAUCACGCAAAGACGGGACAAUGGAAUCAAACCAUCAUCGAGAAGAUGCUCAAGGCGGUCAUGUCGGAGGCGACUCCGCAGGGCGCGGCGCCGUCGUACAAGCUCGCCAUCAACAGCACGAUCGUCCAGCACGUCGUUCCCAACUCGCAGCUGAACCGGUCAACAGGCACCACUAGCGGCGCGGGCGAGGAGGCCGAGGACGGCAAGUCUGCGACGACGGCGACGACGACGGAGAAGAACAAGGGCCAGGCCGGGCGGCGCGGCAUGCACAGCGCGACGGGCGGGUACUGGAACGAGAAGACGGACGGCAUGUGGAGCUUCAAGUACAGCGGGGAGGAGAAGGGGCUGGACGUGGUCAUCAUGCUGAUCUGGAUCGCCAUCUGA
Phialemonium atrogriseum is the source of this 480-nucleotide messenger RNA. Its product is annotated as putative dynein light chain protein. Gene Ontology annotation, molecular function: dynein intermediate chain binding. The coding region runs from base 1 to 480 and encodes 159 amino acids. Gene Ontology annotation, cellular component: cytoplasmic dynein complex; cytoplasm. NCBI's taxonomy places the organism in Eukaryota, Fungi, Ascomycota, Sordariomycetes, Cephalothecales, Cephalothecaceae. Gene Ontology annotation, biological process: microtubule-based movement. The transcript is spliced from 4 exons. The record is from RefSeq and is a predicted model, not a curated record.